Molecule: messenger RNA, 1740 nt
Organism: Lentinula edodes (shiitake mushroom)
Lineage: Eukaryota; Fungi; Basidiomycota; Agaricomycetes; Agaricales; Omphalotaceae
Product: glycoside hydrolase family 5 protein
Exons: 14
Coding region: 1-1740 (579 amino acids)
Molecular function (GO): hydrolase activity, hydrolyzing O-glycosyl compounds
Source: RefSeq, a predicted model, not a curated record
AUGCAGCUAACGAAGGUCCUCUCGUUAUUGACCUGCGCUCUCUUGAGCUCUGCCACAGUGCCUACCAAGACUGUGAAACGAGCCGACUCUUCACAGUUUGUUACGACCCAAGGUUCCAAAUUCUUUGUUAACGGAAGUGAAUUCCCUAUCAUUGGAACCAAUGCGUAUUGGUUGCAAGCCCUGAAUGAAGAACAGGACAUUAUCAAUACUUUUUCAAAUAUUUCCGCUCUUGGAAUCAAAGUAGUAAGGGCAUGGGCGUUCAAUGAUGUCACUGAAAUCCCUGAGACCGGGACUUGGUUCCAACUUAUCGCUAAUGGCACUACCUCUGUCAAUACCGGAGCGAACGGUCUUCAAAAGCUCGACAUGAUCAUAAAACAUGCCGAAAGCUUCGGGAUUUAUGUUCUACUCACUUUGACCAACAAUUGGGCGCCUUUAGCCACUGACAAUUUGACUGAAUCCAUCGAUGGUCUUAAGUCUUCUGUUCAAAGUCGCGCGGUCGUGGACACCUUCAAUGCUUCCCGUCCCAGAAAUUUCCUCAGUAACGACUAUGGUGGAAUGGAUGUUUAUGUUCGCCAAUUUGGGCUCCAGAACCACGACGAAUUUUAUACGAAUCAGACUGUACUAAAUGCUUUCAUGAACUACACUACCCAGAUUGUCACUCGAUAUGUUGACAGUCCUGCAGUGCUUGCUUGGGAACUUGCCAAUGACGCAAGGUGUAACUCAUCGGUUGCUGCAUCUGCGACAUGCACUCCCCAGACCAUCACUCAAUGGCACUCGACAGUUGCCCAACACAUAAAAGCGCUCGAUCCCAAUCACUUGAUCUCUUCAGGGACCCAAGGCUUCCUAUGUAUCGGCUGUCCGAAGCUCUUCCCUCGACAAACCUCACCAUCUCAACCAUCUGCUCGAGCGGUUGUCGGUCGUCGCAGCGUUGCAAAGCCAUUGACCAGAGAGCGUAUAAUCCAGGAGCGCAAUGAGCAAUGGAAGAAGACUAGGGCUUUACUACCUAAGUCCGAACAGGACAAGGGAGAGGGUAUCCGUGUUCGUGGUCGAUGGGUUUCUACUCCUACCAAACGUCAAAGUGAUUCCCAGGGCGUUGGCUCCGCGUUCGAUGGGUCUCAAGGCGUUGAUAGCGAGGACAUUCUUGGUAUUCCUCAGAUUGGGUUUGGUUCUUUCCAACUAUUCCCUGAUCAAAAUAGUUAUGGUCCAGACGAUCCCAGCCUCUCUGCUUUCAAUAAUACUUUACAGACUGGAAUCAACUGGAUAACCACCCACGGUCAACUUGCUCAGCAAUUCGAUAAACCCGUGUCGCUUCUUGGCUUCGGUUUGGUGACUCAGACGAAUGCUCCUGACUUCGUGCCUUUCAAUAGUACGGUAGCUCCGUUUGCCUCUGACACGACAUCUACAGUAUCAAAGGCUAGCAGCACGAGCUCCUCAGCGAGCGCAAAUUCUACGCAAACUUUCGGUGUUACGGACAGUGAGCAGGCCACCGCCUAUUCCACAUGGUUGAAUACCGGUAUCAGUUCUGGAGUAUCUGGACUUCUACAAUACCAAUGGUCUCAAGGCAACUUGACUGCCCAAGCUAACACUACCAUUUCCCCCAACGACGACACCACAGGGGAGAGCUCAAACGACGACACAACUGGAGAAUCGCCCAACGACGGUUACUCUAUCCAGGGGGUUGGAGAGGACACUGUCCAAUCCAUCCUUCAGAAUGCCGUCCAAUCUGUUUCGAGCACCUAA